UUUUUUCGUCUGCCACGAACUAUGACCCUCAGACUGUACCACUGAAGCAGGGUAGGGGGUUACCAGUCACCGCCUGUCAAGCUCAACAGAACUUCAAGGAAAGCCGACUUGACGUGGCACUGGGGAUGUCUAGUGACCAAAUAAUUACUGCAGGUAAUCGUCAAGGCGGUGCGAUACAGCUGCAGUACCAACAGCAGUAAAUAACGGUCGCUUUUGAUACAUGCAAGGGAAGGAACAUGCGUCGCAAACUAAAUACUGAAGGUCAUUUAAGGCUGCCUAACAUUCCAAACAGCGCAGGUUAAAGUUGACGGAGUGAAAGGUGGCGGCCGUUCGCUCCAUGUUGUUGUUGUUCCUGUGCUCUACUCUCACGGGUCGUGCCGGGGCCGGUAAAGUGUUAAUGAUGGGGCCGAGCGGCAGUCACUGGCUCAACCUGGUCUACCUGGCGGAGGGUCUGAUCAAAAGAGGCCACGAGGUUGUUUCCCUAGUGCCGUCUAACCUGUACGCCAGUCAGCAGAAGGCGCUCACCUCCCCCACACGACUCAAGAUACGGCUGGAGAAAUAUCAGGUCCCGCUGGAAGGUGAUGUAUUUGAUCGAAUGAUGCAGCUCCAGGUCCAAUUCUCACUUGGAGAUGCCCAGGAGUUCUCUGCCUUUGGGUUCGCCAAGAUGAUCUUUGAUAACUUUGGUGACGCCGUCAACUUCGGCAGGGUGGAAUGCGACACUCUGCUGCAGAACCAAGAACUGCUGUCCAGGUUGAAGGACAUGAACUUUGACAUCAUCAUCAUAGAUCCCAUGGCCGUCUGUGGGAGCAUCUUAGCACGGCUGCUCAAGGUUCCGCUCGCCAUCAUGGAAGCCCCGGCCAUCGCGACCUUACACCUGAGCCUCACCAGUCAGGUUCCCGUUCCCAUAGCAACGUACUACUCCCACAGGACGGGGUUCAUGCAGAGUCUGAAGAACCUGGGAUAUCACCUGCAUGGGGCUGUUAGCCAGUCUGAUGGUGGGAACAUGGAUCCGCUCGCAUCCCGGGCUCUCGGGUACCAGGUGACGAUUGUGGAGCUGUCGGCAGAGGCAGACCUGUUCCUUAUGCGGGAAGACUCCAUCGUGUACCCCCCACACCCACUCAUGCCCAACAUGGUACAGAUAGGGGGGUACCACGUGCAGACCGUCAACCCCCUGCCUAAGGAUCUUGAAGAUUUUAUGGAGUCUUCAGGAGAUGCGGGCGUGGUCGUCUUGUCCUUUGGGUCCUAUGCCAAGGUCAUGGGCAGGAGGAAAGCUGAAAUGUUGGCUGAAGGCCUGGCAAGGGUGCCAUUCAAGGUCAUCUGGAAGUUUCAAGGUCAAAGGCCAAAAAACACCGGAGAGAACACCCUGUUAAUGGACUGGAUCCCACAGAAUGAUCUACUGGCUCACCCGAAGACACGUCUGUUCAUCACCCACUGUGGCAUUAAUGCCGUGUACGAGGCAAUGUUCCAUGGCGUGCCCAUGGUCAGAGUUCCCGCUUUCGCAGAGCAGCAUGGGAACAGCAACAACCUGGAGACCCUGGGAACGGGAGUCACCCUGGACAUCUUCACCAUGACCUCGGAUGACCUUUAUGAAGCCAUCAUGGAGGUCGCCAACAACAAAACGUACAAAUCUAACGCUGUACGGCUGGCACAGCUCCAGCGAGACCAGCCGCAGUCUCCCAUGGACCGUGCCGUCUGGUGGAUCGAACAUGUCAUCAGACAUGGCGGCCUGCCGCACCUCAAGUCAGCUGCACGCCACCUCAGCCUGCUGCAGUACCACCUGCUGGACGUGGUGGCGCUGCUGUGUGUGGCAGUGGUGGCAGCAGGGCUUUUUCUGUGGCUCUGCUGUCGGUGCUGCUGCCGAGUUUUGUGUGGGAAGAAAACAGCUGCCAAACAGAAGCAGCAGUGAGAAUGUGUAAUACUCUGUGUGGAGUCAAGAAAUAGUCCUGUCCUUGGUGCUGAAAAUUGAUACCAUGGCAAACUUGACACUAUGUGUUUAUAUACCUCAGAGUCUAUGAAAUAAGGACACUAACCUGUCCUUGGUGCUGGAAACUAACCUGUCCUUGGUGCUGAACACCACCCUCAGUAAGGAAACAGGUCCUUUUAAAGCAAAGUAGGCAACAAACAUCACUAUCAUUCCUUCUGCGUAAUUAACAAUUGCUUGGAGAUGACCAAGGCCCAGCCAGGAAAUGUUGCAUACACUUAUUUCAGCAAUGAUAAAAAGCACUUGGUGUAUUCAGAGUGGAGACAGUUUGCCUUUUAAUACGUCUUAACAGGACAAUCAGAAAAUGGUGCGAUCUUCCCUUCCAACACCAGCAUGGAGAUUACAACAUUCAAACUCAACCAUGAAGUGUUGCAUACCUUUAAUGCACCAAUAGCCAUAUACAGACACAGAUAUACCAAGAUUGCCAUACAAAAACGGAAUUUCUACAAUAAAUAUCGAGUAGUGUUCACCUUCUCCAUAAGGUCUGUAUGUACAGGCUGACGUCUAGUUUCAGCACUUUUCAUGAGCCACCAUAGCUGACAGUGGAGACACGUGGGCAUCUAGAGGCUACAAACGUUCACAUCAAACUACUCUAACAACUACAGACAAAAUUAAACUCAGAAAAAGAGCUAAAGUCAGCUGCCUGUUGACACUGUGUACAGUAAUACAUGGACAUGAUGCAGUACAGAUCAGAGUGCUUCACAUGUACUAGAAUAAAAGGUACAGCAGGCAUAGUACAAAGUUUUUUUGUUUGAUCCAAUGCAAAGGGACACUCACCAUGGCCAUAGAAACUUGUCUUUCGUGAUGAAUCUUUUCAUUCUAAGAGCUACAACAGGCAUAGUGCAAAAUGUUUUUAAAUCUAAGCUCUAGCACACAUUGAAAUACAAUUGUAACUGUUCCACUAACCAUAUAACACCCCUUGUAUUAGAUCAAACCUUAACACCUUUGUGCUAUAUCUGUAAACCCCAACACAGAUGUGAGCUCUUGUUCUAAGAGCUACAACAGGCAUAUUUAGAACUCUGGAUUUUCAUAUUUUACAUGGACCCUCUCUACUCCUGGCCUACUGCAACUCUAGCACCAUUGGUGAUGUGACGUCUCCACAGUCAACAACUCUACAGUCGGCGUUCCUGUCUACAGUCAGUAAAAAACAUGUUCACCAGCAAUGGUUCACCCAUGCAUGUGGGCAGUUAUUUUACAAAAUGGUCUUAAGGGUUAAAACUCUAAGUGUAGCUGUGAAUGUACAUCUUUAGGCCGAUCUUUCAACAAUCAUUUGCUAUUCAAACAAAAUGAAUAAAACAGUGUAGAUGAUGACUUGUUAAAGAAAUUAGGAUAUGUUGUAUGUCGACUGAUUCUGGAUGUAAAAAUGGCUGUAGUUUUCUUAUUCAUUUGCAAGGAGUCUUACAAAUAAAUAUUUUUGGAGUAUGAAAUACGAAUAAGAGAAAUAUGUAGUUGUACUAACCCCUCAGACAUGGGUGAAGCACAGUGGAAAUAUUUCUACCUGCCAACAAGCCUCCUCACUCCUUUAACAAUCCUAACAUAACACAGCAGAGAACGGUAAGUGUACUUGCUAUAUAUUCUAAAGGCUACAGCUAAAUUUUGUACAUCCUAGAAUAAGUCAGCUUUAGUCCGGAGAUAUCUAAAGAUGCACCAUUAUUAUUCUGUACAAACAUAAUGUGCAGGAAUUCUUUUAAAAGCAGUAUUCUUCAUAUUGUGACUUUACAGAAUAACUGCAUUGUAUGACUGAAGUAAAAUCUCUUUUGUAACUUUUA
This is a messenger RNA of Branchiostoma belcheri (Belcher's lancelet), 3750 nucleotides long. RefSeq names its product UDP-glucuronosyltransferase 2A3-like. The record is from RefSeq and is a predicted model, not a curated record. Gene Ontology annotation, molecular function: UDP-glycosyltransferase activity. NCBI's taxonomy places the organism in Eukaryota, Metazoa, Chordata, Leptocardii, Amphioxiformes, Branchiostomatidae.